UGCAGGAAGAACGUCCGCGUGUGGGUGUACGCCAGGUACCGCAGGGGCCUGAGGCAUCUGGAGCAGGAGCCGGAGAAAACGUACGACUUUUACGGUGUCGUACUGCGUGGAGGAUGAGGAGUUCGUGGACAGGGGAGGUGGUGACGGUCCUGGAGGACAUGGACCCACCAUAUAAGGUCUGUCUACGGAAUCGCGACUUCAUCCCCGGGCAGAACAACAUCCAGCAGGCUACAGACUCCAUCACCAACAGCCGCAGAACUCUCCUGGUGCUCACCGAGCGGUUCCUACAGGACAGGUGGUGUCUGUGGGAGUUCCAGGUGGCUCAUCAACACGCCGUGACCGACCAGGCGUACCGCCUCAUCAUCAUCAUCAUGGACGACCUACAGCUGGAGGCGUGUGACGACAUCCCGGACUUAAAGCAGUAUCUGACGGCAAACAGGUACCUGCUGUGGGGAGAGCUGCUGUUUUGGGACAAGUUACAGCAGGCGGUACCACCUCCAGGCGCCAGAGGGGGGGAAGGGGGUGGGGAGGAGGGACGAGAACAUCACGAUGAUGACGACGUAUCAGACGAUGAAGAGCAUCUUGACAUUUUUGUACCACGCUAA
Messenger RNA from Branchiostoma belcheri (Belcher's lancelet), 605 nucleotides. Its product is annotated as toll-like receptor Tollo. NCBI's taxonomy places the organism in Eukaryota, Metazoa, Chordata, Leptocardii, Amphioxiformes, Branchiostomatidae. The coding region runs from base 114 to 605 and encodes 163 amino acids. Gene Ontology annotation, cellular component: membrane. Gene Ontology annotation, molecular function: transmembrane signaling receptor activity. The record is from RefSeq and is a predicted model, not a curated record. Gene Ontology annotation, biological process: immune response; toll-like receptor signaling pathway. The transcript has 4 exons.